Molecule: messenger RNA, 1550 nt
Organism: Perca flavescens (yellow perch)
Lineage: Eukaryota; Metazoa; Chordata; Actinopteri; Perciformes; Percidae
Gene: arl2bp
Product: ADP-ribosylation factor-like 2 binding protein
Exons: 7
Coding region: 77-616 (179 amino acids)
Biological process (GO): positive regulation of tyrosine phosphorylation of STAT protein; maintenance of protein location in nucleus
Cellular component (GO): mitochondrial intermembrane space
Source: RefSeq, a predicted model, not a curated record
ACUCAGUUGCGCACAUGUUCGCCGUUUCCUUGGUAACAACAAUUUACCAUACACGUUAGCGAUUUAUUUAAACAACAUGGACAUCCAGGAACGAAAUGUGCGAGGCUGUGGAGAGAACAUCGUAGAAAUGGUUGACAUGGAAGAAGAAAACUUUGCUAUUUCAAGUUCCUCAGCAGCAGACGCAGCUUUUGAUGCGGUUAUUGGCUGCAUAGAGGACAUCAUCAUGGAGGAGGAGUUCCAGCAGCUUCAGCAGAGCUUCAUGGAGAAACACUACCUGGAGUUUGAGGACUCUGACGAGAACAAGCUCAGUUACACGCUUAUCUUCAAUGAGUAUGUUGACCUGCUGGAGAAACACCUGGAGCAGCAGCUGGUGGAGAGGAUCCCCGCCUUCAACAUGAACACUUUCACAGAGCUGCUAAUGCAACACAAAGAGGAAGUGCCAGGUGACAUCUUUGACAUGCUGCUGACGUUCACGGACUUCAUGGCCUUUAAGGAGAUGUUCCUGGAAUACAGAACUGAGAAGGAGGGCCGAGGUCUGGACCUGAGUCAAGGGCUGGUGGUCACAUCUCUGAUCCCUGCAGGCUCCAAACACAUCGGCUCCACUCAAUCCCAGUGACACUCACACUCAAAAAGUCAAACAUUUAUAUAACAUUUUGUCCAUUGCCUUCACAAAGUUGUGAGCUUGUUUUUUUUUUUUGUGGUACUCUAAUGGUGAGCUGCUGGAUACACUACCCAUAAAUCUACAGUUUGUGUACAAAUGACCCAUAACGGCAAAUUCAUAAAUGCAUUCCUCUGGGUUUUAUGUGGCAGGUGGGAUGGUAUGGGUGUUUAAGAGGCUCUUUGUAGAUAAAGAGUGAAGAUGAAAGAUUUUGGCUUCUUUCUGCUCCCUAAGCACUGCACUGGACAUAAUGACUACUUGAAAUAUUCAAAUUAGUUUAACUGUAAUCUGCAGGUGAGAGGCCUAAUCCUGGUGUUACAUAUACUCUUAUUUCUGUAUAUUUUUAUCAGGAGUUUGCAUUUAUUAGUUCUGCCUGAUUGGGGAGAAGGAACCCAGUAUUGUGGUGCUGGUACUAGAUUUGUCUGUGUGUUUUUCAGGUCAUCUUACUCAUUCUUCUGCUAAUGGCAUCACCAAAUCCCCUUGUAAGCAGGGGAAACCAUUUGAUAUGAUUGAAUGUUUGGCUCUGCUCUCUUUGCCUGGUAUGUUUUUUUUUUAUUUUUUUUAUUAGGAAUAUAGCGGAACUAAUAUAUGUUUUAUGAAGUUUUAAAUUAUUUGGUCAGUUUGAACUCAUUGGAUUGAGUUUUGUGCCUAUGAAAGGGAUUUCUAAUGUACUUAGUGAUUGUGUGUGUGUGUGUGUGUGUGUGUGUGUGUGUGUGUGUCUGCAAUUAGAAAUAAAAUCUACAGUGUAGUUUUCAGUACAACGUCAAAGUAUUUUCUACUUGUCUUAACAUGACAGCUGUAAUUGUAAACGUAUAUUUAUGUCACCGGUGAAAUACUGUUGUCUAAUUUGCCAGUAAAAAGAUAUUUUUGAAAUAAACAGGUAAAAGCCUUA